Molecule: messenger RNA, 1632 nt
Organism: Wyeomyia smithii (pitcher-plant mosquito)
Lineage: Eukaryota; Metazoa; Arthropoda; Insecta; Diptera; Culicidae
Exons: 2
Coding region: 195-809 (204 amino acids)
Source: RefSeq, a predicted model, not a curated record
AGUGAAAUCACAAACACAAAAUAGUACACUAGUGCUGAAAUAAAAAUAAACAUAAUUUGUUCUAUUUGCUGAUUGAAAAACCGAAAUUUCUUAAAGCUUGCCACACACAAACAUAACCUGUGCCUGCUAAAAGAACCGGUAUAUCCGAAUCAGCAUCCAACGAAUAGAACAAUUCUUUAAGAAAUCUCGUUGCCAUGGAUCCCGACGAAACGCCACUAACGGGAGAAAGUAACUGUGUAAAUUGCGAUCGUCCAGAUUCGGCAGAUAACCUCGUUCAGUGCGAUCGAUGCAGCACGUGGUGGCACAUGAAGUGUGCCGGAGUAACCAACUCAGUAGAAGAUCGUUCAUGGAGCUGCAGCAAAUGUGUUCACGUUACAUCCGAGGUGGGAUCGGUGAGAUCAGUUUCCAGUGCCAAGUCAAAACGACUUUCCUUGGCAAUGAAAAAUUUGCAGGAGGAAUAUGAGUUAAAAGUGAAACAACUUAAGGAUCAGCAGAAUUUGGAGAGAGACCUUCUCGAGCAAAAGUAUGCCUGCUUUGAAGCCGCUAUGGAAGAAAAUGAAAGCGACAGCGCCAGCGCUCGAAGCAGGAUGAGUGACGGUGUCAGAAGGACGGAAGUGCAACGUUGGUUUGAAACAAUGAAAGAUGCAGGUGCAACGGCAGCUGGGACUUCAAGGAAACCGACCACUGCCGAUCAAACAAGGUCUAAAGCGGCCAUCAAGAAAACGGACCGAAUUAAUCAAUGGAAUUCAACGCCCAUGUUGAACCCAAGGCAAAAAGAAGUAGACCCCCCACGCCAGGUAACACUAUAGACCCUAAGUCGCCACGUCCAGGUGAGUCCAAUCAAAAUGCUAACGAUAUCGCUACUCUCGACCAUCUUACCAAGCAAUUUGGCCUUGAAGCCAUUGAAAAUAUGAACUUACCAACUAAUAUAAAUAUAUUUACACCCUCGCCGUCUCAAUUAGCGGCGAGACAAGUCAUGCCCCGCGACCUUCCAACCUUUUCUGGCAGUCCAGCUGACUGGCCAGUAUUUAUUAGUAACUUUAUGACCUCAACAUUGGCGUGUGGCUAUAGCCCCGCCGAGAACUUAAUCAGACUACAACGCUCCCUGAAAGGCCCUGCCCUGGAAGCGGUGCGUAGUCGACUCCUUCUCCCAGAAUCUGUUCCGCAUAUUGUAGAUACGCUUCGCUUAUUAUACGGUCGUCCAGAGCUAUUGAUAAAUGCGCUCAUUGAUAAGGUCCAUACCGUCCCCGCGCCGAAAGCUGAGAAACUCGAAUCUCUCAUCGACUUUGGGAUGGCAGUACAAACACUGUGUGACCAUCUCGAAGCUGCAAAUCAACAAGCUCAUCUGUCAAAUCCGUCAUUGAUGAUCGAGUUGGUGGAUAAAUUACCAGUACACGUAAAGAUGGAGUGGGUGAAAUAUAUGGAGACGCGAAAAGAAGUUAAUUUGAAAGUUUUCGGUGAAUUUAUGCAGGGAAUUGUAAAAUCAGCGAGCCGGGUCACACUCUACACGGGAAGUGCGAACGAAGCAGACGAUAAUCGGAAACAAAAGCGCGCAGCAAUCAACUCACACUCAGAAGUGCGGCAAAAUGGUAACGUAGAAGGGACAGACAAAAUUUGUCCAGCUUGUAAUCA